This is a messenger RNA of Aspergillus oryzae RIB40, 1029 nucleotides long. RefSeq lists its product as uncharacterized. Bases 1 to 1029 code for a protein of 342 amino acids. The record is from RefSeq and is a predicted model, not a curated record. The transcript is spliced from 2 exons. NCBI's taxonomy places the organism in Eukaryota, Fungi, Ascomycota, Eurotiomycetes, Eurotiales, Aspergillaceae.
AUGGAUAGUCCGCUCGGCGAAAGGGAAUUUCACGUGGGGUUCUGCUUUCCCACAUGGACAGAGGAGCAACGAAGCAUUCUAUCAUUCUGGCGCGUGCUGUUCUACAAUGAACUGAAAGUAGAAGGACUCAAAGGUCAUCUAGAGUGGUCUACUCUAGAUCUUUCAGAAUUGCUACACCAUGGCCCUUACCAGCAUUUUACCACGGAUAUUGCGAAAUUUCAAGCCAUUACCGCAUUACGCUUUAUUUCUGAGCAAACAACCCCAGAAGGCUCUGAGGAAGAGCUGUCAAAGGGGGCUGAACAGCUCGGACCAUUUCAGUUACCCAGGCUCCCUGAGGGCAAAGAGUUCGGCUGGACAUGUCAGCCGCCGCCGUCUCUAUGGGCUGUGACUCAAGGAUGGAAUCCUGACGACCCGCGUCUCCUUGAACCGAGAGCAUUUAUCAGAUCGAAGACGAGUCUACGGAUUCUCGCUUCAUAUAGUGAAUCCGACGACGAGGAGCUCUUACUUACUCCGCUCGAAAGUGAGGAGCCGGAGAGUGAGGAAUCCGAGAUCUACGAGUCUGAAAGCGACGAGGAUGACAGUGAUGAUGGAUGGGGAGUUGGAAGAGGAGGAUGCCUUCUUCGAAUACCAUCAUCAUCAUCUGAGGAAAGCGUCACAUUGGAAGAGAACCCAUCAAGGGACCCGGAGAUCACAUCCCCAGUGCCUUUGAUUCAAGACUUUGGACAGUUUCCAACCGGAGAGGAGUGCCAAAAGCUUCACGGACAAACGAUUGGGGUACAAUUCUGGAACAGAAUGCGUCGUCGUAGUAAUGCCGGCCCGGGUCAAUAUAUAAGGUCGGGCGCGUAUCUCAAAUAUGGCUUCGCUAUCUGGGAGCAACAGAGAAUGAUUGACAUGGGACUAUGGUCGACCCAAGCUCGUGCCGAUGCAUCCGAUUGCUUACGAAGAUGGUAUAGCUUUUUGAGCGAGGAGGAUCUUAACUAUCAUGACUCUAGACGGCGUCGAAUUGAUGGUAGCCCGCCAGGCUCAUAG